GACUACAUUUGCUAGUGCAGUACGCAGCAGCAGCAACAGUGUGGUGCUCUGGGUCUCCAGCUCUGCCUGGCAGACAAACCUCAGGCUCGCUGAACAUCUGCAAGACAAAUUUUUCAUGUUCUUUUGUAAAUGAAUGCUGCCUAACUGCACCAGGAAAAUGGGCACAGGGGAUUACAUCUGCAUUGCUAUGACUGGAGGGGCGCCUUGGGGCUUUAGAUUGCAAGGUGGCAAGGAGCAAAAGCAGCCUUUGCAAAUCGCCAAGGUCCGCAGCAAAAGCAAAGCAGCUAAAGCUGGCCUUUGUGAGGGGGAUGAGGUGGUGUCUAUCAAUGGCAAACCCUGUGGAGACUUAACCUAUGCUGAAGUUAUCGUUCUGAUGGAAAGCUUGACUGACGUCCUGCAGAUGCUUAUCAAGAGAUCCUCCAGUGGAAUAAAUGAAGCUUUGAGUGCUGAAAGAGAAAAUGGAAAGCAUGAUAACAUAAAAAAUGAGGACUAUAAGGAGAGCGCUACACUGCAGAUUAAUACAGCCAAAGAAAUACCCCAUGGAGACUUAUGCAUCACAGAGAUAUACAGUGAGACUCACCAGGCAGCAGGAGAAAGCAACAUACACUUUUCUGAAAUGAAACAACAGACCACACAAAGCCACAGAAUUGCUCCUAAAGUGAUAGGCACCUCCAAAGUGCUUGUGACAGAUGAGUCUGCUCUCAGAGAGAAGAGAGAAGAAAGAAGGCCAGGCACUAUGGUUGAGUUGCAGUUGUCCCUCUCAAAUGACGGUCACAAGAGCACCAAUGCUCCUGCUGUGACUGUCCUAGGGGCAGAAAAACGUGCCCCUUCAGGGAAAGGACCCACUGUACAAGAAGAUGGAACUAACCCCGUAAUCGCAAUUCCCCUGGGUGUGAAAGAGGGCAACAUCCAGUGGUCAAGCAAAGUAGUCCAAUUUUCUAGUGGCAAAGAGGUCAAGAGGAUCCAAGGUGCAGCUCCAUCUAUCCCCAGGGUGGAGGUGAUCCUAGACUGUUCAGACAGGGAGAAGGAAGCACCCAGGUCUCUAGCUGAAAGGGGGUGUGUUGAUUCUCAAGUGGAAGGAGGGCAGUCAGAAGCACCUCCUUCCCUCCUCUCCUUUGCAAUCUCACCAGAAGGCACAGAGCAGGGAGAAGACAACCAGCACUCGGAAAGGGAUCACAGACCUCUCAAGCACAGGGCGAGGCACGCAAGACUCCGGCGAAGUGAGAGCCUGUCAGAGAAGCAGGUCAAAGAAGCCAAAUCUAAAUGUAAAAGUAUUGCAUUGCUGCUGACAGCAGCUCCCAAUCCCAAUUCCAAGGGGGUGUUGAUGUUCAAGAAGCGUCGCCAAAGGGCAAGGAAAUAUACUUUAGUGAGCUACGGUACUGGGGAGCUAGAACGUGACGAAGACGAGGGUGAAGAAGGUGAAGGUGAAGAGGGGGACAAAGAAAACACUUUUGAAGUGAGUUUGCUUGCAACAAGUGAGUCAGAAAUAGAUGAAGAUUUCUUCUCUGACAUUGACAACGACGGCAAGAUUGUGACAUUUGACUGGGACAGCAGUCUACCUGAGGUGGAAAAGAAGACAAAAAGUGGAGACGAGAUGCAGACGCUUCCAGAGAGCACAGGUAAAGGGGCCCUCAUGUUUGCCAAGAGACGGCAGAGAAUGGAUCAGAUCACAGCUGAGCAAGAGGAGAUGAAGGCACGCACAGUGCAUGCAGAGGAGCAAAGGGAAGUCACCAUGUCAGAGAACUUCCAGAAAGUAAGCUCUUCAGCCUACCAAACAAAAGAGGAAGACAUGUCAAGACAGCAGACCUGCAUAAGCAAAAGUUACACAGACGUGAGCCAGAAUCAUGGUAAAAUUGUACAACAAAAUGGGUUUGGCUUAGCACCAGACACAAACCUCUCUUUUCAAUCCUCUGAUGCUCAAAAAGCAGCAUCUUUGAAUAGAACAGCAAAACCCUUCCCUUCUGGGGUUCAAAACCGAGCAGCAGCACCAUUUUCACCCACAAGAAAUGUCAUUAGUCCUCUUUCAGAUAUACCAGCACCCCCACCCUACUGCUCUGUUAGCCCACCGCCUGAGAAUUUUUACAGACCUGUAUCAGCUCCUGCAACAAGCAAAGCUGCGCCAACCGUGUGGUCACUCACAGAGCCAACUGAACGCAUUGCAUCCAGAGAUGAAAGGAUUGCUGUGCCAGCCAAAAGAACUGGGAUAUUGCAAGAGGCAAAGAGAAGAAGCACAUCAAAACCUAUGUUCUCUUUCAAAGAAGCACCCAAAGUAAAUCCUAAUCCUGCCCUGUUGUCCCUUGUACACAACACAGAAGGCAAAAAGGGUACUGGAGCUGGUUUUGAGUCAGGACCUGAAGAAGACUACCUCAGUUUGGGAGCAGAAGCUUGCAAUUUCAUGCAGAGUCAAGCAUCUAAACAAAAGACCCCUCCUCCUAUUGCUCCAAAGCCUUCAGUCAAGGUUUCUCCUUCUGCUGGUACCCCAGUUUCACCCGUUUGGUCACCUGCAGCUGCGGCUGCUAACAAGGCUCCUUCUUUCCCAGCUCCAGCAUCACCUCAGGCAGCGUACCCUGCACCACUCAAAUCCCCACAGUAUCCUCAUUCUCCUUCUGCCAAUCCCCCAAAUACUCUCAACUUAGCUGGUCCUUUCAAAGGGCCUCAGGCAACGCUAGCGAGUCCAAACCACACACCCAAGACACCAGUCACACCAAGUGCUGGAGAAACAAAGACACCCUUUGAGAUGCCACCAGCUAUGAGUGGAAAAGGAGCACAAUUAUUUGCCAGAAGGCACUCUCGAAUGGAGAAAUAUGUGGUCGAUUCAGAGACUGUGCAAGCAAACAUGGCACGAGCCUCAUCUCCAACUCCAUCUUUACCAGCUUCUUGGAAAUAUUCAUCUAAUGUCCGAGCACCUCCACCUGUAGCUUACAAUCCCAUCCACAGCCCAUCUUAUCCUCUUGCUGCUACCAAACCUUCCUCUAAGUCUGCUGCUGCUACCAAAAAUACCAAAAGAAAACCCAAGAAAGGUCUCAAUGCUUUGGAUAUUAUGAAACAUCAGCCUUAUCAACUUGAUGCGUCUUUAUUUACUUUUCAACCUCCAAGUACUAAGGAAAGCCUAGCUAUUAAGCAGACGUCAAAGCUGCCUACUUCAAAGCAAGCUCUGUCUUUACGACCACCUGGUGCUGGCUCUCCUACUAAUGCUCGGGCAUCUUCAGUGUACUCCGUGCCAGCCUACAGCACGCAGCCUUCAUACCAGUCAAACGCCUCUACCCCAGUAAAUGAGUCCUAUUCAUCUACAGGCUACUCUGCAUUUUCUAAGCCGGAAACAACCACUUCCUCUUUGUUUACUGCUCCGAGGCCAAAAUUUUCAGCAAAGAAAGUUGGCGUCACUGCACAGUAAAACGUCCAGGAGAUUCCACUGAUCGCGUUGUGAAUUCGGCAUGGCAAGUGCAAGCCUUAAUUUCACAGCUUGGCAUAAUGUUAUUUUUUAAUGAAUCUAUUCAGCUUGAAAGAGAAAUGUUAUGCAAAGAAGAAACUUGAUGACAAGAUAUUUAAAAAACUGUGGAUUCAGAAGCUCUGAACUUACUGCUGGUAGAUUUCUUGGGAAAAUACGUGACCUGGUAUUUACAUGACACACUUGGUGCUACCUUUACAACUUCAUAGUACCCAUGACAAUGACUGCUCUUAUUUUAUCCUAAACUUUACUUUUGCAUGUAAUUAUAAAAGGGAAGGGUAAUGUUUUGGCAAGUGCUUUUCAGGUUGGAUGCUUACUACAGGAAGCACUUUAGGUUUCUUAUCAAAUGAUUAAAACAGUAAUCCUGAAGCUUAGUGGUAUGUGUUGGAAGGAUCUUUACGGAGACAGAUUCUCCUCUUCCUUUAUAAACGGAGACUAACCACAUAAUGAUAUUUCCAUGGUUUAAACAGAGGCUUCCUUAAGUAAGGCCAGCAAAAAGUUUUUUAUUUAUUUUUUUUAUACCAUGCUAAUCAAGUCUCACAUUACUCUGCGGUUUUCAGAGGAAAAAAAUAUAUUCUUGUUUGUAAUGAUCUUGACAAAAUGUUUUUAAUUUCAAUGCAUGUGAAAUUUUCACAAAGUUACAUGGAAGUAUAUUGUAACAGUAACUGUUCACUCUCUUAGGCUGAGGAAAUGCCGCUAUGAGAAAAAUAACUUACCAAACCAUGCUUACAGAUGGACUAAGUAGAUGAAGUCUUGUGUGCAGGGCAAUCAAUAUAUCAGUAGUGUUUUUAAACAAGAAUCCUUGAUUAUAUUGUAUGGUUUGAGACAGACAUCUUAAAAACAUAACUCUGACAAUGGAAAGAUAUGUUGCUACAAAAGUAAACAGGCCAUUUCUAAUUAGGCAUAAAGACUAAAUUGUUGAACAGAUGGAGCGCUACUCUUGACGUUUCCACAUAAACCCAAAACAAGAGAUUGACUAUUUUAAGAAAUUCAGAACAUACAGAAGAAAAGAAGGAACAUUAUGGAAAUAAAAUACCCGCCAAACCACCGUAACACAUGUUGGGUUACAAAGGCUGCCAGGGAGCACCACUCUCACUCAUUUCACUAUGAGCUUUACUUGUUUUCAAAGCCAAGAAUUCAGUAUACUUAUAUCAGAAUCAAUGGUUUCUGUACAGGAACAGCCUAUAGACAAAUAUUUUCAAAAUUUAAAGAAAGUUCUAGAGAAAAUACACUUUUUUUUUUUUUUCCUAAUUGAGAAAAACAUCAAUAACUGCCACUGAUUUUUUCUUUGAUCUGUGAGAAUGCUACUUCUCACAGUCUCACUGUGCAGGUUGUUGUUGGUAUAUGGCUUUACUACUGGGAGCAAAACUAAAGGAUGGGCAUCUGGGUACACUUAGAUUUCUUCCUGGAAUUUUGGUAAUUUUCCCCCAUCAGGUCUAUAGCUUAAAAAUGGAGCUUAAGCAGCCCUAAAUAGUUGAAGAUGUGGUGACAAGAAAACCUCAGUAUCUGUCUGCAGUUUUGUUUUCUUUGGUUAAAUAACCACAUUUAGGUAUAUGUGGGUAUUUCUGCCAGUCCUAGCCUUACUACCUAAGAAUCUUUUGUGAACUGAAAAGUGGGCUGUGAAUUUCUUCAGAAAACAUUGGCACAUAAUUUCUUUCUUCUUCUUUGGCGGAUAUCAGAAAGUGCAGAAGUAUGACAAAUGAGAUUUUUUAUUUUUUUUUCAUGAUGGCUUUCCAUUAAAAUUUCAAAUGAUUCCACAAAAUGAGAAGGAGCAACAUGACUUGUUAUGUUGAUAUACAUCUGCAGUUGUGCUGUACUCUGCUGCACAGCUGUAAGCAUUUCAGAUAUAUUUCCUCAUCCUAAGAUUACUUUCAGAGAGAUGGUUUGUAGGGAAACUAGACCAACCUGGUCCUGCUAAAGGAAAGCUACCAAAGCCAGGGCCUGACCCUUCUGUAUAUACAAUUAUUAAAAAACACAAUCUUAAACACUACUGUUUAGAUUGCAAAAUGAGGCACUUGAAACGAAUGUGUCACCUAAUUUCAGCCCUCUCAAGCAUUUGUGUGACAAAACCACCUGUAAUCACAUCAUCACUUGCUUAUUUAUUUUUUUCCCCAUAGAACUCCUAACUCAAUUCGGGGCACAGAAUGGUACUGCUCAACUGAUGAAUAGCUCUUCACUGAUUUGUAAUGACACUGUUCUGUGCUUAGCACUGUUUCUUAUCUAAUGUACGCUCUUGAAAGUAUGCUCUUCAUACAGAAUUAUUUAUUUCCUCAUAGAUUUUUUUGUUAGUAUCCGACUGAUUCAGAAGCUGUAAUAUAUUUUUACACCACUGCAUUUUACAAAUGAGUAAAUGAAGAUGGAAGCAUUGAUAUUAGGAAACUCAGUAGCCUUGGGUGCCCAGUUCAAGACAUUCAGCAUCUUCAGAUCAUAUAAGAACUAGUCAAUAUAUCGAAAGCAUGGUUCUCCUUAACAUCAGUCCAUGAGUAUUCACAGGUUACAGGUCUCCAGGUGGAAGCCCAGAGAAGGGAAUACUGAGUGACCAGCACUGAAAUCCACCCAGUGAAAGCAUCUUUCACAGAAUAUACUCCUUUACCAUAUAAUCAUAGUAUUUGCUAAAGGAAACCCUGAAAUUGCACUGGAUGGGGCAGAAGCCCUGAAAUGUAAUAAAAAUGCAUAUGCACUGGCCAAUGAUGCUUUUGAA
Molecule: messenger RNA, 6149 nt
Organism: Anas platyrhynchos (mallard)
Lineage: Eukaryota; Metazoa; Chordata; Aves; Anseriformes; Anatidae
Source: RefSeq, a predicted model, not a curated record